AAAUGUGUAAAAUGAAUACAUCAAGAUGGGGUUCAUUUAUUUUAUUUGCAAAAUUAAGAUAGAAAGAGACGCUGCGUUUAUAGACUGUAGUGAGCUGUCCAUGGUCCUGAAACGUGUUAGUCCCGUUUGUAUUUAGUUGAACGCAAAACCUGCAAUCCCACUUACAGUAAAAAACUUUCAUCUUUCAUAAAAGUGAUAGGUGAAAUACAACCAAUCAAAAGUUACACAGAUAUAAGUCAACGUGUUUUUUUCUAAGCUCAGCAACACUCUGUUAACAUAGUUGUAAUUAAACUUUCUGAACGUCAGCAAAUAUUUACGUUUUCCUCUUUAUCAAAGAAAUCCAAUUUUUUGGGAUCUUGGUGACAGUCACAUAUUCCUUUUCAACUUCCCUAAAAAAAUAGAUGGAUUGAUAAAAACAAUACUAUAGUGAAAAUGCUCUUAAAACCUUUUUUUGUCAUUUCAGUUUAUUUUACCUUGAUUUCCCCUUCUUCAAAAAAACAAAUGUAUCUUUGCUGUGUCUAAAACAUAAUGUAGUUCGUGAUUGAAUGUAAACAGCAUGAUCCCUAAAGUAUGUGCACGUGCGCGCACAAAGCAGAAUGUCACUUCAGGUUUCUCUAGAAGUAUAGAUUAUAUUAAAGAGUUGAGGGGAAAUAAUCAAAAUACAAUUAAACACGUGUGUGUAGGUGCGUGUGUGUGUGUGCAUGUGUGUGUUUGCAUGCUCUCUCCCUCACCCUGCACGUGCGUGUGUGUGUUUGUGUGUUGGUGCACGUUCGCUGUGCGUGCAGGUAAUAAGCUGCUCCGCCACUGCGCAAUGAUGGAGCUAUCGCAGCGAUGGAGAUGACGCAAACAGACACAGCUCUCCAAAAAAGUGUUUCAAGACGAACAUGGCGGCAACUUAACCGCGGUCCAAGAUGACAAUGGCAACCAGGAGAACGGAUUCGAGGCUUUCCGCUCAGGCACGGGACAGAGAAACCAAUCUGCCUGCAUCGAACGGACUCGUUGCUCUCCUUUAAGUGGAUCUUCAGCCUGAACGGCGGCAGAUGCGCAGCAUCAGCACCUAGGGGCUCGCAACAGCUGGUCUUCCUGCGCCCCUGACGAAAGAACAAGCCCGGGGAGGGACGUACGGGAGAGGGGGCAUGCGGUCAAAUAGGACGCCGUUUCCCCCUGGAGAGCCAUGGAGAACCGGGAUGCGGCAGCGAAACGCUUAAUCCGUGCGGGCACGCUAAUUGGAUCGGAAUAGCACAUAUUGCUGCAGGCGCGCUAGUGGAGCGCCCUGGACCGUCGGAGGCACGGCACCCCACCGUUCCAGAGAACCAACCGGAGUCAAUCUCCCAACAAGUCAAUGAGUAUUGUGGCAGAGCAGCCCCCGCGGUGGAGUCGGGCAGGGCAGCAGUCUCCUAAAAUAUGACCAGGGGUGCUUGGAUGCGUCGGCAGCAUGACGAAGGCUUAAAAUACUGGUUUGCACCCCGAGAGAACGAGAAGCCAUUUACGGAGUCGGAGCGGGCCCAGAGAUGGCGACUGUCACUGGCCUCUCUGCUCUUCAUCACCGUCCUGCUCUCUGAUCACUUGUGGUUCUGCGCCGAGGCGAAGCUGACGCGGACCCGUGACAAGGGGCCGGGCGCCAGCUUCGCGUUCACGGACAUGGGCAAGUACCCGAACCCCCUCCGUAUGCCAACAUCACCUGACCCCCGUCGUCUCACCAGAGAGGAAGAUGUUAUUUUUAUAGGAAAUUCUACCAAACCUCUGUGGCGAAUGGAGACCUGUCACCCGGACAGCGUGUCCAAAGACUGCUUCACUUUCACGGACGCGCAGACCGUGUGCUUGGCCCUCUUUGGUGCAGGGGAAGAGGGGACACAGUCUGCCUACGUGAAUCUGAGCGAUUUGUACCUUUCUUUUUGUAAUUCCUACUCACUUUUGGAUUUGUUUUACGGGUUUACGAGUCCGGACCUAAUGAACUGCACCCUGGAUGCGGCCACGGGGGGAGAUGUGCUGGGAUGCAGGGAGUGCGUCCGGGCCUAUCAGCGUCUCGAUCAGCUGGCGGAGGAGACCUACCGGGAGUUUGAGCUGCUGGUUCAGAAAUACGAGACGGAUGCUUACUCGGUUAGGACGUGCAUGGAUGAGUGCAAGAUGGUUUAUAAGCCCUGGCUGUGUUCUCAGUACUUCCAGACCACCCAAAUGCACUGCAGCAACCGAAUCCCCUGUGGCCAGUACUGCCUGGAGGUGCAGCAGCGGUGCCCCUUCAUCUUGCCUGACAAUGAUGACCUUAUUCAUGGAGGAAGCCCCAGUUUUAUAUGCACAGGGCUGCUGGAGGACCAUCCAUCAGGUGUAGAUCCAGAUGCAAAGUGCUGUGAUGUAAGGUGGGACUUGAAAGCAGACAACCGUUCCAGGGGGACCCUAAAAAGAACUCACCCUCCAUGCCAGCACCGUACCUCCCUCAGCUCAUCGGCAGCCUGCAGACUGUGUAACAGCCGGCUCAAACUCUGCCUGCUGGUCCUUGUCCUCCUACACACUGUUGCCAGCCUCACUGCAUCCCACAAUGCAACAGGACUGGGUCUCCCCGCCAUCUCGCCUCUGGAGGAGAGCCCUGCCAACGAGGAGUGAUGGAGCUGCCAGGAGGAUGCGGGUUUGUUGCGGUGGGGGAUCCCCUCACCAUGGCAACCGUUGUGGAAAAAUACAGCAGCAGUUGUGCGGUUGGCAGGAGCUGUGUGCCUGUGGACGUUCAAAAACACUUUCUGGCAGGAGGAAAUCGUGGAACGCUUUGAGACGAAAGACGCAUGAAUCAAUCAAAACAAAUAAGGAACUAAACAGACAUACAGAGGGAUUCAGUCCCUCAGAUUGGAGAAGAGGACAAUACCACAGCCUUUGUUGAGAGAGAAGGUCAGCUUUCCCGACGGCUGAGUUUUUCUCACUACAUGUUUUUACACUGUGUUCCAAUUAUUGGUUUUUGUUGCACUGGCUGACUAUGGAGUAACACAAUCAUGUUCCCUUUCUUAUGCCCAUCUCGUCUUUGUUUCUGGAGGAAGAACUUGCUCUCUAAAUAGUAGGAUGUGUAAAAAAUUGAACUAACUGCAAGUUUGUAUGCAUGUGUGGGAGUGAAUUCAUUUACUGGGAUUUGCUGUGUGUGUGUGCGUGUGUGUGUGCAUCUGGGUGAGUCUUUGCACGUGUGUAUGUGUCUCUGAGAUAAUGAGCGCAUGUUACUGUCCUAAACGUCUACCUAAGAGGCUGGUGGUUUCGUGGAAACCCCCUCAGAUGUCACUCAGCCCCUCCAGCUCGUUAUCCUCAGUCCAAUUAAAACAUCACCAGGGUUUGAUGGCGCCCCUGAGUUGGUGAGUGUAGUGUGAGUCCACACAACAUCUUGCGUGUCACACAGGUUUCAUUUUCAGUUUCAUUUGACAAUAUUAAACAAUUUUAAACAUGUUAAGGAACAUGUUGACUGUAUAUGAGAACCGGAUCAUGUGACCCCUCCCAGUGGCGUUCCAAACAAGGAAGUUAUGACCCAUAGCCCAUAGUCUUCUGUAGAGAAAUUUCCGUCACUAUAUUUGUCAGAAUAACAAUUCUUGCUCUGCUAUUUCUUUACAUAUAUUUGUAUAGUUAUUCAAGUUAUAUACCAUCCAAUCAGAUGCCUCAAUAAAGGCAUGUGGUCCGUGGCCUUCCAACAAGCUCCCUCUUGAUUGUUUAGAGCGGCUCCCACAGAAACAAUAACUAAAAAACUGUAUAGUGCGGGACUCUAUUGUCCCCUGGAUUUUAAAAGCAAUUCAAACAUUAUUUGUUGUUGUUUUUUAAAUAGGAAUUAUGACGCCACUGAUUUCAUGAAGUGAAAAUCUAUUCAAUACAAGCAUUUUACGACAACAAUUUAUGAAUCCACUGUGUUCUGAUGAUGAAAGUGUUGAUGGUUUAUUUAGAGAACAAAGGAAAACACAUUUUUCCACAAAAAAAUGGUUCAAACACAAU
This is a messenger RNA of Oryzias latipes (Japanese medaka), 3951 nucleotides long. It is a transcript of the gene nalf1b, whose product is annotated as NALCN channel auxiliary factor 1b. Lineage: Eukaryota; Metazoa; Chordata; Actinopteri; Beloniformes; Adrianichthyidae. Gene Ontology annotation, biological process: calcium ion import across plasma membrane. Gene Ontology annotation, molecular function: stretch-activated, monoatomic cation-selective, calcium channel activity. Gene Ontology annotation, cellular component: plasma membrane. The record is from RefSeq and is a predicted model, not a curated record.